AUGGCUAGGGCUAGCGUUUAUCCCACUUUAUACUAUGUGCUCUUGAUUUCUUCCAUUCUAUUAUUUUCACACUUCAAUGCCUCUGAAGCUCAAGUCAAGCCCCCAGUAGUGGAUGGACUAUCAUUUUCUUUCUAUUCCAAAACAUGUCCCAAGCUUGAAACCAUUGUCAGAAACCAUCUCAAGAAGGUUUUCAAGCAGGACAAUGGCCAAGCUCCAAGCUUGCUCGUGAUUUUCUUCCACGAUUGCUUUGUUCAGGGAUGUGAUGGGUCGUUGCUGCUAGAUGGUAGUCCAGGAGAAAGGAAUCAACCACUGAACCGAGGCAUAAGCACAAAGGCCUUGCAAACCAUUGAUGAACUGAGGAAUCUUGUUCACAAGGAGUGUGGAAGAAUAGUCUCAUGUGCCGAUAUCACUGUCUUGGCAGCUCGUGAUGCUGUUUUCCUUUCAGGAGGCCCUGAUUAUAGUGUGCCACUGGGAAGACGAGAUAGUCUAAACUUCAGCAUUGAAGGAACAAAUAAUCUUCCAUUACCAUAUAACACCACCAAUGUGACCCUUAAGACAUUUGCAACCAAACACUUUGAUGUCACAGAUGUGGUUGCUUUAGCAGGUGCCCACACGUUUGGUCGUGCUCACUGUCACACAUUCUUCAAUAGGCUUUCUCCUCUGGACCCAAGCAUGGACAUGACCUUAGCUAAAAUCCUUAAAACAACUUGCCCAAGUACAUACACCCGUAAUGCUGUCAACUUGGACAUUAGAACUCCCACAGUGUUCGAUAACAAGUACUACAUUAACCUAAUGAAUCGCCAGGGUUUGUUCACCUCUGACCAGGAUUUGUUCACAGAUAAGAGGACAAAGGGAUUAGUGAAUGCUUUUGCCCUCAAUCAAACCUUAUUUUUUGAGAAAUUUGUGGAUGCUGUGAUAAGGAUGAGCCAAUUGGAUGUCUUGACUGGGAAUCAAGGUGAAAUUCGUGCCAAAUGCAAUGUGAUAAACAAUAAGAUUUCUAAGUUGACAUUUGUUAUGGAAGAUGUGGAACAUGUACUCAAUUAA
Abrus precatorius (Indian licorice) is the source of this 1044-nucleotide messenger RNA. Its product is annotated as peroxidase 12-like. The transcript has 3 exons. The record is from RefSeq and is a predicted model, not a curated record. Lineage: Eukaryota; Viridiplantae; Streptophyta; Magnoliopsida; Fabales; Fabaceae. Gene Ontology annotation, biological process: response to oxidative stress; hydrogen peroxide catabolic process. Gene Ontology annotation, molecular function: peroxidase activity; heme binding. The coding region runs from base 1 to 1044 and encodes 347 amino acids.